This is a messenger RNA of Lasiodiplodia theobromae, 966 nucleotides long. Its product is annotated as Succinate fumarate mitochondrial transporter. The transcript is spliced from 6 exons. The record is from RefSeq and is a predicted model, not a curated record. The coding region runs from base 1 to 966 and encodes 321 amino acids. Lineage: Eukaryota; Fungi; Ascomycota; Dothideomycetes; Botryosphaeriales; Botryosphaeriaceae. Gene Ontology annotation, biological process: succinate transport; fumarate transport; transmembrane transport.
AUGUCCGCAAAAACUGUGGGAGGACCGGGCAACAAGAAGCCCGCGUCCGCCGCGACGAAUCUUAUUGCCGGUGGAGGAGCUGGUAUGAUGGAGGCGCUUGCCUGCCAUCCUCUCGACACAAUCAAAGUCCGCAUGCAACUCUCGAGAAGAGCAAGAGCACCCGGGGCAAAACCGCGCGGUUUCCUCACGACCGGCGCUGAGAUCGUGAAGCGCGAAACACCUCUCGGUCUGUACAAGGGCUUGGGUGCUGUCUUGACGGGUAUCGUGCCCAAGAUGGCUAUCCGCUUCACGAGUUACGAAUGGUACAAGCAACUCCUCGCAAAGAGCGACGGUACCGUGUCGGGCCAGGCAACAUUCUUGGCCGGUCUCGCGGCAGGCGUGACGGAAGCAGUGGCGGUGGUGACGCCGAUGGAAGUUGUCAAGAUCCGGCUGCAGGCGCAGCACCACAGCAUGGCGGACCCGCUCGACGUGCCCAAGUACCGCAACGCCGCGCACGCCCUCUACACGGUCGUCAAGGAAGAAGGCGCGGCGGCGCUGUACCGCGGCGUGUCGCUGACGGCGCUGCGCCAGGGCUCCAACCAGGCCGUCAACUUCACCGCCUACACGGAGCUGCGCGCCGGCCUGCAAAAGUGGCAGGGCCAGACGGACCUGCCCGGCUGGCAGACGGCCUCGAUCGGCCUCAUCUCCGGUGCCAUGGGGCCCCUCAGCAACGCCCCCAUCGACACCAUCAAGACUCGCCUGCAGAAGACGCCCGCCGAGCCCGGCGACACGGCUAUGGGCAGGAUAAUGAAGAUUGCCAAGGACAUGUGGAAGCAGGAAGGCACGCGCAGUUUCUACAAGGGUAUCACCCCGCGUAUCAUGCGUGUUGCUCCCGGCCAAGCCGUCACUUUCACCGUUUACGAAUACCUCAAGGGCGUCCUGGAGAGGGGUCGCGAGAUGAUGCCCGGCGGGCGCUAUGAAGAGUAA